Molecule: messenger RNA, 1389 nt
Organism: Kwoniella botswanensis
Lineage: Eukaryota; Fungi; Basidiomycota; Tremellomycetes; Tremellales; Cryptococcaceae
Exons: 5
Coding region: 1-1389 (462 amino acids)
Biological process (GO): protein import into mitochondrial matrix
Cellular component (GO): mitochondrial inner membrane
Molecular function (GO): protein-folding chaperone binding
Source: RefSeq, a predicted model, not a curated record
AUGCGAUCCCGACCUGUAUUCCUUCGAGCAUUAAAAAUCCAGCAACAGCCCAUCCUUCGUCCUAGAGUAUUACCUCGCUCCGCCACCCUUCCCCUCUCCCUUCGACCGCUCUCCACCUCUUCUCGAUUAUUGGAAGAAGCCAAACAGCAAUCGAAAGAGAAUCAGAAGAAACGACCACCACCUGAAGAUAAUGCUCCUCCCCAAUCACCUUGGAAGGUCUUUACCCAAGUGCUGAAAGAGGAGAUAGAGAAGAAUAAAGGAUGGCAAGAUAAUGUCAAACAGUUACAGGGUGAUGUGGAUAAGAUGGCGGAUAGUGCUGCUAUGAAGAGGGCUAGAGAUCUGUAUGAGAAGACCAGGAUCACCAACUUGAUCAAGAACAAUCCCCGAAUUCAAGCUGCAGUAGGCGACCUUCAAAAAGCUGGUAUAUCGGUACAUGAUGCUGUCCAACAUGCUCUUCGAGACUCGGAAGUUCUCAAAGCCAUCUCAGCCGCGACAUCGAGGUUCGUUUCGGCAGCUACGAGCGCUACUCAACCUAUCAGGGAUACCAAGACGUAUCAGGUUAUAGCUGAAUCGAUAGAAGAUGCGUUUGACGACACUACCGGUAUGAGCAGUAGGUAUGGAGGGUAUGAGGAGAAAGAGGCCAGAAGGAAAAAGAGGGAAUUAAGAGCUAUAAGAGCUGCGAAAGCUGGGAAGAAGGUUGUCAAGAAGGUUGAGGAGAAUCCAGAAGCCGGUGAAGCCCUAGUACUCUCCGACCGACCCGAGCCAGUCUCUCGAUUCGGCUUUAUCAAAGAAUCGCCAACUUACCAACGAUGGUUGGAAACAUACUACGAAUCGGAUUCACCAUUCAUUAGUGCCCUCCGAACGGUCGGGUCGAAAGUCGGAUCCUUAUUCGAAGAGAACGAGACUGCUCAAGUGAUAAAAGCAAUGAAAGAGAUUGACCCCUCGUUCAGGAUGGAUAGCUGGACUGGAGAACUGAGAGAAUAUAUCGUACCUGAAGUGGUAGAUGCUUAUCUGAGUGCGGAUAGGGAAAGUUUGAAACAGUGGUGUGGAGAAGCUACUUUCAAUGUACUGUGGGCGACUAUGGGUCAAUAUAUCAAGCAGGGGUUGGUAUCGGAUAGUAAGAUUUUGGAUAUAAAGCAUGUUGAUGUAUCAUCAGGUAAAAUGCUUGAAAACAACGUACCUGUAUUCGUCAUAACUUUCGCUACUCAAGAGCAACUUCUGUUCAGAUCAGCUAAAACGGGUGAAGUGAUUGUCGGAUCGGAGAGGGAUGUGGAACAAUGCAGAUAUGCUAUGGUGAUCACAAGAGUGGAGAAAGAGUUGGAGAAUGAAUUGACGGGUGGAUGGAAGGUUGUUGAGAUGGCCAGGAGAGGUGCUAAAGGCGGUUUGUAA